Messenger RNA from Cavenderia fasciculata, 741 nucleotides. RefSeq lists its product as uncharacterized. The transcript is spliced from 5 exons. NCBI's taxonomy places the organism in Eukaryota, Evosea, Eumycetozoa, Acytosteliales, Cavenderiaceae. The record is from RefSeq and is a predicted model, not a curated record. Gene Ontology annotation, molecular function: actin filament binding. Gene Ontology annotation, biological process: actin filament bundle assembly. The coding region runs from base 1 to 741 and encodes 246 amino acids. Gene Ontology annotation, cellular component: plasma membrane; actin cytoskeleton.
AUGUCUACCAAGUGUGAAGAAUGCGAAAAGUCAGUCUACCCAUUAGAAGCUCAUACUGCCUUCAAUGGAACUAAAUCAUGGCACAAGCACUGUUACAAAUGCACUGAAUGCAAGCAAGUUUUAACUUUAAAGACAGCUCAACCACACCAAGCUACUGGUCGUAUCUAUUGUAACACUCAUUAUCCAAAGGAAAAGGCUACUCAAGUUGCCGACUCUCUCUCUGUUUCCAAUGCUGUCAAUGCACCAAAGGUCAACACUGUCAACCAACAAGUCCGUGACGUUGAAAAGCCACUCGGAGCCAUGGAUAUGGCCACUUUUAAUGCUAUCAAUAGACCAAAAAUUUCAACUGUUAAUACUCAAGUUAGAGAAGGAGUUGAAAAGCCACUCGGAGCUAUGGAUAUGACUACUUACAAUGCUAUCAAUAGACCAAAAAUCUCAACAGUCAAUGAUCAAGUUAGAAAUGUUGAUGCACCAAUUGGAACUGUUGACAUGGCUCAUUUGAAUGCUAUGAAUGCACCAAAGUUGAACACUGUCAAUGACCAAGUUAGAAACGUCGAUGCUCCAUCACAAGGUAUUGACUUGAAGACCCAAAACGCUUUGAAUGCACCAAAGGUCAACACUGUCAACGACCAAGUUAGAAACGUCGAUGCUCCAUCUCAAGCCAUUGAUAUGAAGACACAAACAGCAUUGAAUGCUCCAAAGGUACAAUCAUACAAUGAACAAGUUCACUACUCUGAAUAA